Messenger RNA from Chroicocephalus ridibundus (black-headed gull), 4800 nucleotides. It is a transcript of the gene RNF44, whose product is annotated as ring finger protein 44. Gene Ontology annotation, molecular function: ubiquitin protein ligase activity. Gene Ontology annotation, biological process: protein ubiquitination. The record is from RefSeq and is a predicted model, not a curated record. Lineage: Eukaryota; Metazoa; Chordata; Aves; Charadriiformes; Laridae.
AUGGCUGCGGAGCGUGACACGCCUGGUCACGUGGGGCGCGCGCGCGCCGCGCCGUCCCCCCCUCACUCCCGCCCCCCCCCCCCCCCCCGGUCGCGCGCGCCCCCGGGGCCUCCGAGUGUUGUGACUCGGUCCGGCGCGUCCCGCUGCCGCCGCCGGUUCUUAAAGGGGCAGGCACCCCCCCCGCGCGCCCCCCCCCUUCCCCCCGGCCCGCCGCGGCGGAAAACAAAGAGGCACCGGAAACAGCGGCGGCGGGGAGGGGGCCGUCCCGGCGGGGGGCGGGAGGCGGGAGGCGCGGGAGGGAGGGCCGGCGGCGGGCGGGCGGGGGGGCAGGCCCGGGCCCGGCGUCGGCGAACAAAGAGCGGCGGGAGGGGGCGGGGGCGCCGCAGCGGCACCGGAGCGGCGGCCUAGGCCAUCGGUGCAGGAUCCAAGGUGCUGGUGUCUCGCCCUGCCUGGAGCCUGAGGUCCCGUGUGCCCAUCCGCCUCCCGACGUCACCAAUGCGACCAUGGGAACUGGCAGUGAAUAGGCGGCCACCCUCUGCCCCUUUUAACCAGCGCCGUUUCUCGGGGGGACCCUGCAGCAGCCCUGACCACCUCCGGCGAAGCCCCCCUGCCAGGCGUCAGUGGGGACGACGCGACCGACCUCUGGCAACCCUGCUGGGCCAGGAUGAGCCCCAGCUGCACCCUGCCUUCCCCCAGCAGCCGCACAUCCCUGUAGAUGAGCCCCGCGCCUACGCUCUCCCCAGCACGCCGCCACGAAUGCUUCACCCGGCCGCUCACCCGCCCCACCAGAACCCAUUCAUGGUGGAUCUGCAUGACCAGGUGCACCAGGGACCCGUCCCUCUCUCUUACACGGUUACCACCGUCACAACGCAAGGCUUCCCCAUCCACGCCGGCCAGCACAUCCCUGGGUGCAGCACCCAGCAGCUCCCAGCAUGCUCAGUGAUGUUCAGUGGACAGCACUACCCGCUCUGCUGCCUCCCGCCCCCGCUGAUCCAGGCAUGCGCCAUGCAACAGCUCCCCGUCUCCUACCAGACGUUCCCCCCCAUCAUCUCCAGCGACCAUUACAUCCUGCACCCCCCUCCGCCACCAGUGCCCCCCCACCAGCCGCCCCACAUGGCCCCCCUGGGGCAGUUCGUACCUCUCCAAGCCCAGCACCCGCGCAUGCCUCUGCAGAGGAUAGACAAUGACGUGGACCUGCGAGGGGAGCAGCACCCCAUCGCGGGCUUCACGUACCCCCCAUCCCACCACGCUCCCACCCUGUCCCCCUCCGUGCCGCUGCAUUACCUCCCCCAUGACCCGCUGCACCAAGAACUGCCAUUCGGCGUGCCAUACCCCCACAUGAUGCCCCGGCGGCUGAACACCCAGCGGUACCGGCUGCAGCAGGCGCUGCCCCCCCCACCGCCCCCUCCGCCGCCCCCCCCGUACUACCCGAGCUUCCUGCCCUAUUUCCUCUCUAUGCUUCCCGUGUCGCCGACGGCCGUGGGGCCCACGAUCAGCCUAGACCUGGACGUGGACGAUGUGGAGAUGGAGAAUUACGAGGCACUGCUGAACCUGGCCGAGCGGCUGGGGGAGGCCAAGCCGCGGGGACUCACCAAAGCAGACAUCGAGCACCUCCCGUCCUACCGCUUCAACCCCGAGAGCCACCAGUCUGAGCAGACCCUGUGCGUCGUGUGCUUCAGCGACUUCGAGGCCCGGCAGCUUCUCCGCGUCCUGCCCUGCAACCACGAGUUCCACGCCAAGUGUGUCGACAAAUGGUUAAAGGCGAACCGCACGUGCCCCAUCUGCCGGGCGGACGCGUCGGAGGUGCAGCGGGAGGCGGACUGAGGCUGGCGGGCGCUGUGCCGCACAAUUCGCUAGAGGACGAGGACGCCGGGCCAGGGGCGGGGGCCGCUGCCCGCUGCUAGGGCCUGACCCUGUGCUUACCCCCCCUCCCCAAAGCCUCUCCUCGGAUGUGGUGAGCAUUGAGCAGUCCGGGCUCCCGGCCAGCCCUCCUCCUCCCCGCUGGGGCACGGACUCGGCCGGACGCCUGCCCGCUGCGCUCCCCGGGCCCCGAAUCGUGUUGUGCUGGAGGCGGGAGGCGUGUGGCCGUGCCCUCCACGCUCCAAAGACGCUGUUGUUGCUCCAUCACUUUCCAGGUCUUUAUACUCCACUAGGGAAUUAGUGUUUUUUCCCUUUGUCACUUUUUUUUUUUUUUUUUUCAUGGUAGAGUGGUUUGUUGUUUUUUCCCUCCCCUUGUUUCCUUUCCUUUUCCGUCGCGUUUUUGGUUCCGUGGCCGUUUGACCCACUGGUGCGCAGGCGGCACCUCCCCUCGGCGUUGCUCGCGGAGGACGCGGGGAGGAGAGAGGAGGGAGCGCCGUGGGUUUGAUGCCGGCAGCACCCCGAGCCGGCCCGGGGGGCAGCCGGAGGAGGUGGCCGGUGGCGCGCGGCCAAGGUGGGACACCAGCAACCCCGCGGCGUGGCGGGGGCAGGAACGCUGCCGUCCCCGCUCCCGCACACAGCCCGGCGCGGCCCCUCUCCCGCCUUGGCUGCCCUGGGAAGCCCCAGAGGGUUAUGGCUGCUUGGGGUCUUUCCCUGGUGGGAGGACGGUGCGGCCCCGGCCCCUCUCCCCGUUCGUUCCCCCGUGCCCGCCCGGCGCAGCUCCCGGGGCCGGGCCAUGUGAUGUCCCGCGGGGCAGCCCAGGCCUGGGGUGGGGGCCCAGCCCUGUCCCGGCGGCCAUGGGCAUGCGGUGUGCCGCCCGGCUCCCGCUGUUUUUCUGGCCCGCCGCCAUGAAUCGACAUAGCCCCGCGCCCCCGUCCUGCUGGCUGGACGGCACGGCGCGGUGCCCCCGGCCGAUGGGCAGCAGGGGUGGCCAGCCGUGCUGCGGCGGGUGCCCCCCUGUCCCCCAGAGCAGGGGAGGGGGGGUUUAUCCAUCACCUCAUGGUGUAUUUUCAGUGCUACCCUGGCCCUGGCGCGGGGCGGGGGGAGCUGUGAGCAGCCCCUCGCCGCCAUAUCCCCCCCCCCCAUGCCCGCGCCUGGACCAGGAGCGAAGCUGCCGCCACGCCGCCGCCCGGCUCCAGCAAUCCCGCGUGGCCGUUGUUUUGCAUGAUUAAUUAGCCAGGAGGGUGACGGGAGGCAGCGGCGGCGGUGGUGGUGGUGAGAGGGACCACCCUCCCCUCGCGGCACGUGUUGCUGACGCCUGGGAGCCUCCGAGCGGACGCCAGCCCUAUGUAAAUGUUCACAAAAUAUGCAUGCAUGUCUGACCAGCUUGGAACGUGGUCUUGGCUACGUCUAGCCGGCUGUGGGGUGAGGGGGGGUGGGGAGAUGGGGGUUUUUGUGCUCAGCUGAUACUGCCAUGCACUGUACUGCACAUGUCCGCAACGCCACAGCAGGACCGUGAGACUUUUCAGGGCCGUCCCCGCGGGCUCUGCGCCCCUCCGAGCGGGAGGCGGCGGCCGGGGUGAGGGGCGCCCGCGGCGGCGGCGUGUGCAAGGGGCCUGGGGGGUGGGGUGGGAGGGUGCGUGGAGGGGGAAGGCGGCUCCCCGCGGGGCGGGGGGCAGGCGGCGGGGCUGGCCCCCUGCAGUGGCCCUGGCCGCCAUGUUGGGGCCGGGUGUGAGGCAAGGGGCCGCGCCCGGCAGGUGGGUGGGCGGGGUGAUGCUGCCCGUGCUGCCACGCCAUAGGUCAGCGGGGGCCGGUGCCAAUCACCGGGGUGCUGAGGUAACCCCGCUCCCGAUUGGCCAUGCACCGCCUCUCCCGGCCCCCCGCUCUCCACCCAGCCAAUCAGGCGCAGGGGAGCAGCGAGCGGCGCGGCGCUAUUGGCCGGCUCACCCUUUGCCGCCUUUUCCCUGCCAAGCGUCGAGGCCGAGGGCUCCCGGCCCGGCACCACCAGCUCCGCCAUGGCGCUGGCACCGCUGGGCUCGGUGCCCCUCGGGCAGGACCCCGGCCCCCUUCCCCAUCCCUCGCUCAGUGACAGAUAACCAAAGGAGUCCCCGUGCCGCGCGGCGGCCUCGCGCCCCCGGAGACGCCCCCGCCACCCCACCCAACCCCCCCUCCUCCCCUCCCGCCCUCGCGGUGCCCAGGGAGCCAGGAAAGCCUUACGGUCCUUUGACGGCGACUCGAAAGCUCACAGCUCGUGUGCUGCAGAAUUUAUUCCAAUGAGCAGCUAAAAAGUAUCAUUUAAAAAAAAAAAAAUUAACAAAAAGAAAAAAUUACAAAAAAAAAAAAAAAUUACUAAAAAACAAUUAUUUAGGGUGUUUGUGAUUGCUGACUGCGCUGUAGAUACCACUGUUUACCAAUGAUUUCCUGUGGUGGGAUAGUGGACUGUUUACUGUUCUAUUAUACCAGUCCCCGGGCCCUCCGGUGGGACCCCCGCGGCCCCCGCGGCUCCCCGGAAGGUGCUAGGACGUGUGUUCUGUGUUAGAAAGUUUUUAUAUAUAUAUAUAUAUAUAUAUAAAUAUAUAUAUAUAAUUUUUUUUGCUCUGUUACUUGCACAUUUUACAGUUACCUCAUUUUUCCCAUGUAUGUAUUUGAAAAAAGGCUAAUAUAUAGAAAAAAAAAGGUUCUUAAAGCUCUAAAAGUGUUUGUUUUUUUUCCAUUCCAUUGGAAUCAUAUUGGUUUUGUAGCAUUUAACAUAACUAGUAUGUUGUAUUAUAUAUAUGUGUAUUAUACUGAUUGAAAUUUUUAACAGAUUUGUACUUUUUUUAAAAUGAAAGUUGCUAGUUCUGCUUGACCAAGUAGUGCAAUCAUUAUUUUUUUUAAUGUUGUGGCUGAUUUUGAGAGGGAUAUUCACUAAUAAAUGUAUGAUGUAUACCAACGCGCUGUGCC